AACUGCACUGGAUUGUUUCUAAUUUGCAUUUUCAGCACUCAGCUCCUCACAUAACACUUUCUAGCUGUAGAUAUGACGUUAAAAGGAGCUCCAGACUACCUGGUUGAGGAGGAUAGUGACGAUUACGGAGCCAUGUCAAGUGAGGAGGAGGAGAUAGAGGACCCUCUCCUGGGAGGAAACGGAAUGUUGGAGGAGGCUAGUGAAGAGGAUGACUUUGAGAAGGAGAUGGAUGCGGAAAUAAGGCAGUCUAUGAGUAUUUCGUUACCUGAAAAGAAAAAAGAAAAAGCGCCGAAGGCAGAGAAGUUUUACGAUGAUGUCUAUUUCAACUCAAGUGACGAGGAUGAAAGCGGCAACACGCGAAAGGUUGACAAAAAAGUAAAGACGAACGAGGAGCUGUUUUAUGAUCCAGGUCUAGAUGAGAAGGACGAGAAGUGGGUUCAGAAAAAGAGAAAGAACUAUCUCCGUCCAGGAUCAGACAAGAAAGGAGAGACCUCAGACCCCAAGCCAGCCACCUCGGCCACUCUCUCCUGUCCCUCGUGCAUGACCAUCCUCUGUAGGGACUGUCAACAACACGACAACUACGACAACCAGUUCAGAGCUAUGUUUGUCUUCAAUUGUCUGGUAGUGUCGGGGGAGACUCUCACUUACAAGAUAAAGGAGAAGAAGAAGAGGAGGCGAGGGAAGGAGAAACAGGAGGAGGUGGAGGAGGGGGAAGGAGAGUUGUAUAAUCCUGUGAAAUGCAACGCUUGUCAGACGAAAGUGGGGGUUUACGACAAGGAGGAGAUCUAUCAUUUUUUCAACGUACUUGCUACGUGAAAAUAAAAUUUUUAGUGUGUAUGUUUUUUAAUUGUCAGCUUUGUUACAUGGUAUGAUAUUUUGAUGACUCUUUUAAAUAUGAGAGGUUAUAUUUGAUAUGGAAGUCUGAUAUCUCUACACUAUUACCUUAACCAUGCUGUGACCCAGUGACGAAGUUGAUAACCUGAAGUUUAUUGAGUAUAUUUUGUAGCCCUAGAGAAUUGUUCAUUGAGUAGGUUGAAUUGUGCGUAUUGCUCAGCCCCUGAUUAAGCUGCUACUGUAUACAGUUGUGUGCAACAUUGCCACUUAAUUUGGUUGCCUGCGACAUUUUGCUUCAUUAUCUUGAAACGCUUUACAGUUUAGAGGCAAAUUAUCUAUUUCUGAAUACAAAAUUGAAAUAUUUAUAUUGACUAAAUUAUUAAUUUCAUAUUUUUAAUCUUCAACUGACAUUGCCUUUAGCUUUGCUAUUUAUCCUUGAAUAAAUUGUGGUUCAAACUUCAUAAUUGUCCCUUGUUUAUCAGUCCUUAAAAUGAUUAUCGCUUUUGACAAUGCUGACCGGCGCAGUGAUCUGGAAAAUUCUUGAGAUGUUUUUCUAACAAUCUAACAGAUUAUCCUGAUAUUUCAAUUCGUGUUACAGGAAGCUAUGACAAAACUACUAGUACUCCUUCUUGUUCUUCUCCAGAUGGCUCUUACCCAGAGACUUAUGGGUAGCUUACUCCGCAAUGAUAUUCCACAAGAAAACAGCUGGAAAACCAUUUUCGUGAAACAAAGAGUUGACCACUUCGCCUUUGACCAAGCCUCCAACGAGAGGCACUUCUCUCAGAAGAUUCUAGUAAACCUGGACCACUGGAAGCCUGGUGGUGCUCUGUUCUUCUACACUGGUAACGAGGGUGCAAUUGAGCUUUUCGCACAAAACACCGGCUUUGUGUUUGACAUUGCUCCUGCUUUCGACGCUGCAGUCGUCUUCGCAGAACAUAGGUACUACGGGGUAUCCAUGCCUUAUGGAAGCUUAAACGAGUCCUUCAGUGACUGGACUAAGUCCAGAUAUCUUACAGUUGAACAAGCCAUGGCUGACUUUGCUGAUAACAUCGUCUGGUUAAAAGAAAGCUAUCUCAACAAGACUGACACACCUGCCAUAACAUUUGGUGGAUCGUACGGAGGUAUGCUGGCUGCCUGGAUGAGAGCCAAGUAUCCAAGUCUGGUCCAAGGAGCUAUCGCUGCAUCUGCUCCAGUCUGGAUGUUCCCGGGAAUGUUAAAGGACUUUACAGGACCGUACCGUAUCAUCACACAGGUGUUCCGUGAUGCUCAACCUGACUGCCCUGCAAAGGUCACACAGUCCUGGGAUGUUAUCACUGAGAUGGGCAAGACAACUGCUGGUUUGAAGCAGCUCACUAACCUCUUCCGCACUUGUAAGCCUCUGGACCGUGAUGGAGUCAUAUCACUCAGCAACUGGCUGAAUGGAAUGUACUUUGACAUGGCCAUGGUGAACUACCCUUAUCCUACCAGUUUUCUAGCAGACCUCCCUGCCUGGCCGGUGAAAGAGUUCUGCAGAAGAACCAACACUUCAGAAGAUGUGGUGACUGCUAUAGCCACAGGAGCUCAGAUGUACUCCAACUACACAGGCAAGUUGGAGUGUCUAGAUUUGGACUCGGACCCUGCUGGUGAUCUAGGAAUGACUGGGUGGGAUUAUCAGGCUUGUAUGGAGAUGAUCCUUCCCAUCUCCAGUGACAAGUCCGUGGAUAUGUUCCCUGACGACAAGUUUGAUCUGGAAUCGUACGUUUCGUCCUGCGAGCAACAGUGGAACACCACCGCUCGACCUUUCUGGCUCAAAUACUUCUUCGGUGGAAUGGACGGGUUUGACUUUUCCGGUUACUCCAAAAUCUUCUUCUCCAAUGGGAGGUUGGACCCCUGGGCUGCUGGAGGAACUGUGAUUAUUGAGGAGAAGUUCUGUCUGGCAGACUGUCCCAACAUCCUGAUAGAGGACGGAGCACAUCACCUGGACCUCCGGUCCUCAAACCCUGCUGAUCCGGAGAGUGUUCUUAUGGCUAGAAAACAGGAGGUGGACGCUAUCAAACGGUGGACUGCUAGACCUGGCACUAGGUUUGAGCUUUGAAUACUAAACGUUGAGAGAUUUUAUACUCGAUUCUCCAAGGAAAUCCAGUGACUUAAUACUUCGUUGAUCAAGCGCGCAUUUUUUAUGAAAUAAAAAGAUAUUAAAAUACCUAAUAAGGGAACGGUUAGAUUUGAUAUAAAAUUGGAUGCUAUGAUUAUAAUUGUUAAAUAUGUUUUUAUAACUCUUUGUUUGCAGAGAUGGUAUUGUUGUAUUUUCAGAUUAUGACCCAACCCGGUUGAUACUUUUAGACUAAUAUGUUAACUUUUGUAUAAUUUUUCAUCAUUGAUUGUAUUCGUUCGAAUGUUUCUUUUGCAAA
Bolinopsis microptera is the source of this 3224-nucleotide messenger RNA. Its product is annotated as E2F-associated phosphoprotein-like. Gene Ontology annotation, cellular component: nucleus. The transcript has 4 exons. The record is from RefSeq and is a predicted model, not a curated record. The coding region runs from base 73 to 816 and encodes 247 amino acids. Lineage: Eukaryota; Metazoa; Ctenophora; Tentaculata; Lobata; Bolinopsidae. Gene Ontology annotation, biological process: positive regulation of cell population proliferation.